AUGUCUUCCCUCACACCAACACCCACACCGACUUCCCUCGCCCCCUCCGGCACAGUCGCCAUAAUCUCGGGCACCCCCUACCCCACGCCAUUAACCUGCCAACCCCACGUAGCCAGAAACAUGUACUUCAGCGACGUUUCCGGGCAAUGGUGCACCUACGCGCUCGACCCCUCCAGCGGCAAUGAAACGAUCCCGUACCUCGCCUCGUGCUGCAAAGAAGGCGCCGAAGUGAAAAUGUGGCAGGACUGUAUGCUUUACUGCGAAGUUACGGGGGAGCAGAGGAAUAGCUGGAGGGACUGCGUCGAGGAGAUUUACCCCGAGGCGAAGACAGAUAAGAAGUUUAACGAUGCGCAGGCGUGCUAUGGGUUGAAGAGUGAGGAGGUGGAGGAUGUGCAGGGCCCGAAUGGGACGAGGGCUGUUGAGGCGGCACAGAGUAGAACGGCGGUGGGGAGUGCGGCGGCGACGGGGGAUGGUGAAGGUGCGGCGAGUCUGGAUAGACCAUCUUUGACACUGGGAGGAUGGAUGGUAGCUUUCCUGGCUGUAGCAGCUGGAUUCUUAGGUUGA
Molecule: messenger RNA, 564 nt
Organism: Alternaria rosae
Lineage: Eukaryota; Fungi; Ascomycota; Dothideomycetes; Pleosporales; Pleosporaceae
Exons: 2
Coding region: 1-564 (187 amino acids)
Source: RefSeq, a predicted model, not a curated record